Molecule: messenger RNA, 1200 nt
Organism: Didymodactylos carnosus
Lineage: Eukaryota; Metazoa; Rotifera; Eurotatoria; Philodinida; Philodinidae
Source: the annotation of a GenBank genome assembly
AUGACAAUCGGGGUUCCCGACUUUGUAGUUUAUACUUGGUCAUUUGCUGCUGCUACACCCUCAUUCCGUUGUAAGCUAUAUGAAAAUGAUAACGUUUAUGAUACGAAUGUGACAGUUCUAUUCAAUCGGAGUCAACCAGAUGAAGCAUAUUGUAAAACACAUAUGAAAAUAUCAGUAAAAGAAUGUCAACGAUGUUACAUGAAAACAAAAUCCAGUAGAGGAACAGUAGAAAUUGAAGCAUGUGAAAACUAUGUUUUUGAUCGAACGUAUCAUGAUUAUACACUUGUCGAGGAAUUAACACACUUGUCAACAAAUGUUGUUAUGCUAAGAUAUGGCCGUCGUCCCAUAAUAAGUAUUUGUCUAUUGUUAACAGCAUGUUCGGGAUUUAUUUGUGCAUUCUUUCCACAAAAAGUUAAAUUUGGAUUUUGGCCAAGUUAUUUAGCCUAUACAUUAGGUCGUUUUAUAUUGGCUUGUACAACCAGAGGCAUUGGAGUUACAGGAUUUGUACUAGCAACUGAACUAGUUGGUCCAAAGAACAAAUUUCUAGCAGCAAUUAUUAUUCAUUAUUGCUUUCCACUUGGUCAAUUGAUUUUGGUUGGUUUUGCUUAUUUCAUUCGUGAAUGGAGGCGCUUAACAUUGACUCUAUCGAUAUUUACAAUACCGUUGAUAUUUUUGUAUUUUCCAUUACCAGAAUCAGUAAGAUGGAUGCUUAGUAAAGGACAAUAUCAACGAGCUGAAAAAGUACUCCGAAAAACUGCAAGAAUAAAUGGACGAUCAUUUGAUGAGGAAGCAUUUCAAAGGAUGAAAGCUGAACAAGAAAAAAAUACUGGAUCAUGGGGUUUCGAUCCUUACUUAUCAUUUACAAUUUCGGCUUGCGUGGAAAUACUAUCUUAUUUAGUUUUACAUUUAAUAUUAAAUCGUAUUGGACGAAAACUACCAUAUUUUACGGCUGCAUUUUGCUUUGCCCUUGUUGCAUUAUUAACAAUUCCGAUACAAAAUAGUCAAAAUGAACGAAUUUUAACAUUUAUAAUGAAUGUAUUGUUGAAAUUUUUCGCAUCUGGUAGUUAUGGAAUUAUUUAUAUUUAUGCAAACGAAUUAUUCCCUACUCGAAUACGAAAUACAGGAAUGGGCAUGUGUUCAAUGAUUGCACGUAAAUGGAUUGGAGCAAUAGUAGGAACAACAAGUAAUGAUAUGUUGUAG